AUGGCGGCCCUCCCAAGGGGGGCCGACGGGCAGGUGAGCCAGCUGCACGGGUCCGGUGUGGCCGGAGCCCUGCCCGGCCUUGAAAAAGUAAUUCCAGUCGGCCAAGAGGGGGACAAGAAGGCAGCACAGGCCGGACCGGACUGCGGUCCCAGGCUCUCAGCCCCUGCGCACACCCCUGUGCAGUCAGGGAAGACGGUGAGGGGCACGGUGGAUCCACCUGCUGGACCCUGUGCGGGGGGUGGGCCAGAAGCUCCACAAUAUGAAUGCAGGGAAAUCCUCAUCUCUGAUCUGGUGAAGUCAGAGUCGGGUUUACUGGAGAAGGUCGACGAUCGAUCUCCCCUCCAGUUCGACAGGCUUCCCGGUUGGCCGGCACAUCCUGGUGGUUUUUCACCCACAGUGUUUUUUGGCUUCAAUGCUUUCUAUUUAGGAUUUAUGAUAGAUGUCCAACUGCUUGUGCCCUGGCUCCGUAUCUGGGCCCUUUCCACCUUCUACCUCCUUCUUCUAAGAUGCAUCCUGAGCUUACAUCCUAUGGAGGGGCAGAGUCAUAGCUCAGGAAUGCGUCGGGUAGCUUGCUACGGUGGAGCCUCUGGCUGCAGCAACACCCGGGGCCCCACGGGAAGGCCACUACGAGGUGCUUCUGUAGGCCUGCUUGUCAGUCCCUACAAGGCCGCCCAUGCAUAUGUAUUCAUUCUCCAUCCCACGGGUCCAAAGGUCUCAAAGAAAGAGGCUAUUUUCCAUCAAGACUGCAUGAAAAUGGGAGUUCUAUGGAACGAAGGAAGGCGACGAGCCCACCCCCCUCAGAGUCAAACCACCCUGCAGUCCGAGCCACCACUGGCUUUUUGGCCGAUGGUGCCCGGCGGAGACCGAGGGUGGGGCUCGCGUGGAGGCCGGCCAAAGAAAAGAGUCCCGGCGAGGGCGUGUGCGCGCGGCUCUGCUCCAGCUGUAAAAACGGCGUCCCGUGAGCCGCAAACCGAGCGGGACUCCAGUCCGCCCGCUGGAAACCCGAGCCUCUCCUCCGGUCAUGGAUACUUUUGGUGUGAACCAGGCCAGGCACAGCAGAACCGACUCCGGCUGGAUGGUAAAGCCACGCUCGUUGUUAAUGUGUGUGUGAAUGUGGGUGUGAAUGUGUUCAUCAGAUCGGAACACAAUGAGCAGCCCGGGUGCUCGGACACACCCCUCGGAUUUAUGGUGCCAGAUGGACCUCCAAACGGCCGGACAGCCGCGGUGAUUGGUUCUGAGUCUCUGGCAUAUGAGCUGUGGGGGGGCUGGAGCAGAUGCCGUCCUGAUCUCGGCGUUGAUGAACCGGCCCCCCGCCCCCUCUUCUCCCUCGCCGCUCUCCUCCACACCACCGCCGUCAUGAACCACACCCCCAGCCCCCACCUCUCGGAAGGCGGCAAGUCCGGCGGCGGGCUGAUGUGCAGCCUGGGCCUGGGGUCCGACCGGGGGGUCCGCUCGCCGGACAGCCUCGCCCACACCCCGAGCCCCACCGGCGAAACGCCCAGCUCCAGCCCCCCGCUGCUGCUCUCGCCCGGGCUGGGGGGCCUGGGGGGGCUGGGGCUGGGCUCGCUGGGGGCCAUGGGCGAGGGAGCCGGGGCGGACUGGGAGAGCCGCGAGGAGCUGAGGCUCCGGGAGCUGGAGGAGGCCCGGGCCCGCGCCGCCCAGAUGGAGAAGACCAUGAGGCAGCGGCUGGACACCCUGACCAAGGAGCUGAGCGGCGUGCGGCGGGAGCGGCAGGAGCUGGGCGCCGAGAACGAGCUGCUGCGGCAGGAGACCCUGCGUCUGCGGGGGGACCACCCGGCCCAGCCCCCCGCCGCCACCUCCACUCCCUCGCCCUCGACCUCCCCGGCGCACGCCGCCUGCUCCUCCUCUUCCUCCUCCGUUUCCCCCCCUUCCCCGGCCCCCUCCUUCUCCUCCCCGAAGCUCCACGCCGAUGGCAAGCCCGACGGGGUCAGGGAGGGACCGCCGGGAUCUCCGGAACCCGAACCCGUCCGGGACGUGGACAGAAAAAAGAUGAGCCAGAAGAAGGAUCGGGAGCUGUUGGAGUCGGUCCUGGCCGACGCAGACGGCUCAGAGACCUGGGAGAAUCGGGCCGCCAACCCGGCCGGUUCGCGCUCAUCCUCCGGCCUGAGCCGGCAGGAGCGCAGCCGCCAGCUGUGGGAGGACAUGAGCAUGGUGGAGGAGGACUCCAGCAAGCUGAACGCCCUGCAGCUCCGCAUCGACGAGUCCCAGAAAGUCCUGCUGAAAGAGAGAGAAGACAAACUUGCUCUCAGUAAGAGUAUUGAGAGACUUGAGGCCGAGCUCAGUCAAUGGAAGCUUAAAUACGAAGAACUCAGCAAGAGCAAACAGGAGGCCCUCAAACAGCUGAACCUGUUGAAGGAAAUGCAUCAGGACGAACUCGGCCGCAUAUCCGAGGAUUUGGAGGAUGAACUGGGGGCUCGCACCAGUAUGGACAAGAAACUAGCCGAGCUCCGAGCCGAGAUGGAGAGGCUUCAGGUGGAGAACGCUGCAGAGUGGGGGCGCAGAGAGCGCCUGGAGACAGAUAAGCUGGCCCUGGAGAGGGACAAUAAGAAGCUGAAGGCUCAGGUUGAAGACCUGGAGGAGCAGCUGGCAAAGAAACGCCGGCAGGCUGCCUCUGCACUAGACACGGACCUCAAGGCCAUCCAGAGCGAGCUGUUUGAGAGAAACAAGGAGCUUGGCGACCUCCGCCACGUCCACGCUAAGCUGAAGAAACAAUUCCAGGAGAGGACUGCAGAGCUUGCCCACGCUAACCGGAGGGUGGAGAGCCAUGAUGCCGAGGUCAAAAAGCUGAGGCUGAGAGUGGAGGAACUAAAGAAAGACCUAGGGCUGGCUGAGGAUGAGCUGGACGACUCUCACAACCAGACGAGGAAGCUGCAGAGGUCCCUGGACGAACAGGUGGAGCAGACGGAGAAUCUUCAAGUACAGCUGGAGCAUUUACAGUCCAGACUGAGACGGCAGCAGCAGAACCCCGGUUUAUUCGCCAAGAUGCGAUCGGCCCGCUUCGGCCCCGAAAACCCCGACGGCCCGAGCAGCGACGCGGACGAGGAGGAGGAAGAGCUGCAGCUCCAGAUCCCUUGACACGUGUGCGCGCACACACACACACACAAGCACUAAAAAAGAGAGACAACGGAGCGGUCGCACACACGACGUGAACGCUGUUGCUCAUGAGAAGAAAUGGGAGGCAACGCCAUCCUAACCAGCCAGCAAUACGUGCUCCAAAGUCAGACUGAAUCCGUAAGUAUUACUUUGAUAGCGGCUCUGCCCUCAGCGUUGUCAGGUUUAUCUACAAAAACGCUAAGAGCGGCUACUGUCAGCCGACCGAGGACGCAAACGCCGAACAACAAGCUGCUUUGUCAAAAUCUCCGCUGACUCCUCGAGAGAGCAGCGUGUGUCACUGUCACUCUCCAUCAUCCACUCAGACGCUGCAGCUUCCCUCCCUGAGCAAAAACUGCCACCACUUGUCAGUUCCAUCAGCAGUAUUAGUACUUUACCCACUGCUUAUGAGGCCUUUUAUGCCACUUCGGGGUUCUAAGUGUAUAUUUUAUAUAACAAGUCUUAGUAGGAUUUAAUGUAUUGUUAUUAUGUAAGUAUUCUUCAGUAUAUCCCAUGAUUCAGAGUCUGUCUCUGUUGUUUUGAUGAAUAGGUAAUGUUGGGAACACAUCCCAGAUGUGUGCUGCAUUCACCAGGAGAGAAUUUCCGAAAUACUCUGGUGAAAUAGGACCGUCGAGUCUGUAAAGCAAAGAUCUGCAACUGAUGCUGCCAGAUAGAAUGUUGAACAGGGAGAAUUCCUCAGAACGGAAACAAGCACAUCAAACUCUCUACUACUUGUCAUUCCUAGCUUUUCCCUGCACUUCCCUGGAGCGUUUGCCUUUAACUCUGUGGUCCGCAGGGAGUAGCCGGUUUGGAAAGCCAGUGUCCGUACGGAAAUGAAAAUGUAUAUUUUGUGAGCGUCAUCAGAGGGCCGAGACCAAAACCCAGGAAUCUUUUAGAGAAGUAACACAAAUAAGGGCAAACGAGCAAAAAUACGUUAAAUAAGACGGCAUCCUGAGUGACUGCUCAUUGUUUUUAAGUAGCUUUCUUAUCCGUAAAGGUUCUGACCCACCAGCAGCAAAGAGGGACUGGACCCGCCACAGAUGAAGCAAUGUUCCAGAUUUAGGCCUAAACUAAUUGCCGAUGGGAAUUUCCAAUUCUGUCAAUUGUGAUCCUGAAGUUGUGUUGACGGACAGACGGGUUCAAACUCGUAUUGUCUUCAUAACCUGUCAGAAAGAUGGAACAAAGCAGAGUUUAAAAGCUGAGACUGGCUUCAGCGUGUUUGUUUUUGGAGUCCCACGCACACGUCUGUAUGUAUAAGUCUGUUUGCGUACAAUCUUUACCUUUAGCUCAGCAUCACUGUACUCUUAGUGUGGGCAGACUCCAUCUAAAUUAACCUGAACAGCACAUGAUAACGGCAACAUUAUAGCACCGUGUCCUCCUGUGGUCAGAGACUGGCUAACAGCUGCGGUGGCACAUACAGGUCACUUCAGGACGGCCUUAUUGGCUCUACGUAGGACUGCGUCAGGCCCAGCAAUCUGGAACACUGUAAUCUUUGGCUCUCAGGGUACACUGUCGGGACAAUAUGUAGCAUGUCUGGUGUUUUCCAUUCGGAGGACGGCAGGCGUUGGAGUGGCCUCUUCGAUUAGUGGGAAAUAAAUAACUAAAUAACCAUAGACAGUAUAGCGUGUUCCGAGCAAGACCUGGACUUAGGGACAGUUAAGAGAGUGUGACAUUUACAUAGAGAUGGUGGAUAUGAGCUGAGGAGGAUUCGCACAUUAGGACGAACGGCACUGAAACCGGGUUCUGCUCCUUGGAGGGUUUCAGAAACAACCUGGACCAAAUCUGUCAAAUUACUUAUGGGUUCUUUAUUUUUUGUUGUCAAAUUCAGAAAGUUUUACGUACAUCUGGAUUUCUUUUAUACGCUCACUCUUCAGGAAACAGCCCUUUGUUCUACGUCCAUUCUAAGCCCUGAAGAGAUGUGGACCGUCCUCAGUCCAUCCAUCUAUCCAUCGGCCACACCGCUAAUUCCAAGCAGGGUGACGGUUCCUGCCAGUUCCCCAGUAGUGUUAGUUAUAUUUGAAAUAUUCAAAUGGCGUUCACAAUGUAGACCGGUCUUACAACGUGAGUCCAUGGACAGCAGAGCAGAAAAAAUUAGACGGGCAACGUUUCAGUAUUCGGCUUUUCUACAUUCCAAUAAUGCAUAUUAUACAGACCUUACUGCUACUUUAAUUAAGUCCCUGUCCCUUUAAUUUCCAUCCAACCAAAGAGGAAUAAUGUGUUGUGUUAAUGGGCAGAAAUAAACCACGCAGCAGCCAGCUCUGUGGCUUAUUAGCUCCCAUCAGGAGUCAUGUGUUCAGUGCCCCCUCUUUCCCGUGCUGGAGCCAUGAUGGACUCCGUUUGGAAUGUGUGACCCAGCUAAACACCUCUUCCGAGCCAUGUCAUCAGUCCGCCCCGCCACGACAUCAAAGCCUGUCUCGUUCGGGUGCCUCUGCCCACCGUCUGGGCCUAAAAAACGCCGUCCCGGAGCAGAAACGUGCUUCAACGGGAGCAAACGCCGAACUCCUGACCCCUCUCUAUGAGCAGGUUUGUUCACAUUGGAAAUUCUGGCUUUCAUUUUGAAUGUGUCACUCGCUAGAGACAAAUGUACAGGGUCCAGACGUGUUUACGUGUUUAUACCAGUCUGUUAUGUUGUCUAAUAUUUGACACGUUCUAGGGGGCAAAAAAAUAACUAAGGUUUUAUAUAUUGUUAAUUCCAAGGACCCAGUUUGCCUAUUCCCGUUAAAAAGCUGCCAAAUAACCUUUUCGAGAAUGAAACGCAAAGUUAGGAGCCGUCAGGUAACAUUCUGGAGUUUUAACGAGACUCCUUGAAAGUAGGAGGAUGUUUUGGGCUCCCUGGGUAUUAGCCUGCGACAGGCCUCCACCCUAACAGUUGACAGAUGCGACUGUAAACCCUCCAUUUUAUCGUGCAGUCACUCACAGCUGCUCUGCCUGGGCUAUAACUAUAUCGCUGGAAGGGGACCAACAAUUUUUUUUAACCGAUCAGGAUUCUGUGUCAUUACUAUUUAUGUCGUAGCUAUGGUGGAGUUUUUCUAAAUGAUCUGUAUCACAGUGGUUUUGUAAUGCUUUAUAAAUGUCAUCUGUACAUUAAAAAAAAAAGAACCAGGAGUCUUUUCUUUUUUCUUCAGACUGUACAGAUUCAUCUGGGUUUUUUAAGAAGGUUUUCUGAGUCUUCAAAGGAAACGUUUCUCAUGAAUCUUCCCUUAUUGGUGGAACUGC
Molecule: messenger RNA, 6327 nt
Organism: Menidia menidia (Atlantic silverside)
Lineage: Eukaryota; Metazoa; Chordata; Actinopteri; Atheriniformes; Atherinopsidae
Source: the annotation of a GenBank genome assembly